AUGUGUUUUUAUGGUGAAACAACACCGUCACGAAAUUUAUCAAGAUAUAUAAGAAGUGUGGAGUAUAUUUUGAAAUGUUAUCGUGAUCAACAGAUAAAAAAGCCAUUGAUUGUUAAUACUUUAGGAUGGAAUGAAGGAUUAGGUGUUCAUAUAAUUGUGGAUUUGAUUCAUAUGAUACAGCCAUCAAUUAUAAUCCAAUUACGAUGUGAAUAUAAUUAUAACAAUUUCCCUAUUUUAACUCAUGAAUAUCUAUCUCACACUCCUGGAUGGCUUUACAAUACUGACAGAUCACUGACAAUCAAAUCUAACCAGUUUCAGGAGCAGAAUUUAUUAGUCAUUGACUCAGAUGUACCCACAAAACAUAAAACUGAAUUUAAAGCAGCUCAUAUGCGAGAAUUAUCUUUGCUUGCUUAUCUGAAUCAAAAUCUUAAAAUUGGGUGGAAACUUUUCCAUGUAGAACCAUACGCGAUUGACUUUAACCAAGUGGCUGUUCAUGAUUGUCAGAGUUGUGGUAGUUACUCACAAAUUCUGUAUGCUUUAAAUGCUUCUGUUGUUGGAUUAUGUGAAGCAGACUUGACAAAGGUGGACAAAAGACUAGAAAAUGGGCUAAGAUUGUUCAAAGAAACUCCAAUCUUUAACUGUGUAGGUUUAGGAAUUGUGCGCGCAAUUGACAUUAAGAAAAAAUGUUUGUAUAUCAUAUGUCCUAUUCCACAAGAAAAGCUUUUGAAUGUAAAUCUUCUAGUAAAAGGUGCUAUACACCUACCCGACACAAUGUACCUAGAAUAUGAAAAAUCUGAAGAAACAUUAGAAAUGCCAUAUAUAGGAUAUUUACCAAAAUCUCUAGGCUCUAAAGCUCUUGUUGUGCGAAAUAAAAUGCCAAGAAAACAAUAUUUAAAUAACAAAAGUUAA
This is a messenger RNA of Lottia gigantea (owl limpet), 909 nucleotides long. RefSeq lists its product as hypothetical. Bases 1 to 909 code for a protein of 302 amino acids. The transcript has a single exon. Gene Ontology annotation, biological process: cleavage in ITS2 between 5.8S rRNA and LSU-rRNA of tricistronic rRNA transcript (SSU-rRNA, 5.8S rRNA, LSU-rRNA). NCBI's taxonomy places the organism in Eukaryota, Metazoa, Mollusca, Gastropoda, Lottiidae. Gene Ontology annotation, cellular component: nucleus. The record is from RefSeq and is a predicted model, not a curated record. Gene Ontology annotation, molecular function: polynucleotide 5'-hydroxyl-kinase activity.